Messenger RNA from Lagenorhynchus albirostris (white-beaked dolphin), 508 nucleotides. Its product is annotated as small ubiquitin-related modifier 2-like. Gene Ontology annotation, molecular function: ubiquitin-like protein ligase binding; protein tag activity. Lineage: Eukaryota; Metazoa; Chordata; Mammalia; Artiodactyla; Delphinidae. The record is from RefSeq and is a predicted model, not a curated record. The transcript has a single exon. Gene Ontology annotation, biological process: protein sumoylation. Gene Ontology annotation, cellular component: nucleus. The coding region runs from base 49 to 336 and encodes 95 amino acids.
UGGUACCUCUUUUGUGAAGCGGCAGCUGAGGAGACUCCAGUGCUCACCAUGGCUGAUGAAAAGCCCAAGGAAAGAAUCAAGAUGGAGAACAAUGACUGUAUUAAUUUGAAGGUGGCAGGGCAGGAUGGUUCCAUGGUGCAGUUUAAUAUUAAGAGGCAUGCACCAUUUAGUAAACUAAUGAAAGCCUACUGUGAAGGACAGGGUUUGUCAGUGAGGCAGAUCAGGUCCCAAUUUGAUGGGCAGCCAAUCAAUGAAACAGACACACCUGCACAGUUGGAAGUGGAGGAUGAAGAUGCAAUUGAUGUGUUCCAACAGCAGACAGGAGGUGUCUACUAAAGAGAAAACCUGCUACUUUACUCCAGAAUUCUGUUCCUCCAGACCAAGAAGACGUUCUCAAUUAGAAUACCGCAAUUUGGUUCCACCACAUCCUGACUAUUACAGUAUAGUUUCUCUAUUCUUUCAUUAUGCCCUUCCCCAUUCCUUUAUCGUACAUAAAGUAACUGGUGUA